AUGUCUCUCUUCGGUUCGUCGCCCCCGAACGCACCCUCCGUCAUGGCCAAGUCUCGAAACUCGCUGUUCGACGAAGAAGACGGCCCCAUGGCUCGGUCCACCUCGGCCACCCUAUUCAACAACGACGACGCUGCAUCACCGUGGGACAUGCCGACACCGCGCAGGCAGCAGUCGCACGCCGAUCUCCUGCGAGGCUUGCUGGCCGGCGCCGACGUACCCGACAGCUACUUCGAAGCUUUCGACAAGACCGUGGCCGAGUACGGCAGCGGUGGCAAGAUCACCACCUCCGGGGUCACCAAGACACUGGCUGCCGCGGACCUGAGCGCUGACCGACAGGACCAUAUCCGGGCUAUUUUUACAAGGGGCAGUGAUGGAAGUGGCGAGCUGUCCAUCGGUCGCGACGAAUUCAACGUAUUGCUAGCUCUUAUCGGGCUUGCGCAGGACGGCGAGACGGUGAGCUUGGACGGCGUCGACGAGCGAAGACGCAACCUGCCGCAGCCCCGGUUAUCGACCAUCACGACCACCACUGCCACCACUGCCACCGCGACAUUCCCCAACACAGCCGAGCUCGCCGCGAAGCCGCCACAGCAGCCCGAUACCGCUUCAGCUUCAGCCCCUUCUCAUCCCAAGCCGACGACAGCGAGGAAGCCAUCGAUGGACGGGCCCGAGGACGACCCCUGGAACACGCCCGGUGUUCACAGCGGCCACCACCACGGCCGCCCCGGACCAGCCAAGACCAAUGGCAAUGGCCACGGCCCUGCAGCUGCGAGUCCGCGUGCGAACGGCAACAGCUAUGCCCACCUCGACGUCCCCGACAUGCACUCCCGCACCACCUCCAACUUCAUCACUUCGACCAUGGCCUCGGUAGAUGACGCAUCCAACCCGCCGCAAUCGGCAGCCUCUGCCGCGUCCAACUCGGGAGGCUGGAGUUACUUCGACGGAACCACCAACAAUGUUGCUGGAUUUGGCGAGACACCCCAGACCCAGCCGGCCAGUCCCUUUGGCGUUACCCCCAACGUGGGCCGCCAUCCCAGUGCCGCCCCUACCGCCGGCCAUUCUCGGACCAUUAGUGGUGGCCGAACGGGCAGCGCGGUCGAGGAGAACAUUACGGUCGCCCUGAUGCCCGAGAAGGAGGGAUUGUUCAUGUUCCAACACCACAACUACGAAGUUAAUAGUGCGAGACGCGGUAGUAAAGUCAUUCGCAGAUACAGCGACUUCGUGUGGCUGCUCGACUGCCUGCACAAGCGGUACCCGUUCCGCGUGCUGCCUCUGCUCCCGCCCAAGAAGAUCGCCGUCAACGGCAACCACCUCUCCAACGAUGGCGCCUUCAUCGAGAAGCGGAGGCGUGGUCUCGCUCGCUUCUUGAAUGCCGUCAUACGGCACCCGGUUCUCGGCCAAGAACAGCUUGUGAUAAUGUUCCUGACUGUUCCCACAGAACUCACGGUAUGGCGCAAGCAAGCGGCCAUCUCUGUCGUGGACGAGUUCGCCGGGCGGCCUCUACCACCCGGUCUCGAGGACUCGCUUCCGCCGGCUCUCGAAGAGCUCUUCGACCGCACCAAGCAAGGCGUCAAGCGAUCGGCCGAUCUCUACAUUUCAACGUGCAGUCUCAUGGAUCGGCUGGUGAAGAGGAGUGAGGGCGUAGCAGCCGACCACGCGCGGCUGGCCCUGUCCCUUGCAUCCAUGACCGAGACUAGUUCGGACACGUACGCGACCGACACCAACGAUGUCCCCCUGUUGAACGACGGCCUCGUUGCUAUGAGCAAUCACCUUCGGACCACACAGACGUUGAUGGAGGAUGAGAGCAAGGCGUGGGACGUUGGCGUGCUCGAGGACCUGAAGAGGCAGCGUGAUGCGCUGGUCAGUGUCAGGGACAUGUUUGACAGGCGUGAGAGGCUGGACAAGGACAACAUCCCGUCGCUGGAACGGCGCAUCCAGAACAACGAGACGAAGCUCGCCGGGCUGCGGAACAAGCCGGACGGGAUGCUCAAGCCCGGCGAGAUAGAGAAGGUUGUGGAGGCUAUCAUCAAGGACAAGGAGUCGAUCGUUAACCAGCACAACCGGUCGGUGUUUGUCAAGGAGUGCGUCCGCGACGAGCUCAUGUACUUCCAGCAGACGCAGUACCACGUCAGCCGCUGGAACCAGGACUGGGCGCAGGAACGCGUCAAGUACGCCGAGAUGCUGGCUGACAACUGGCGGCAGCUGCUUGACGAGCUCGAAGGCAUGCCACUGGGCGACUAG
Anthostomella pinea is the source of this 2238-nucleotide messenger RNA. The record is from the annotation of a GenBank genome assembly. NCBI's taxonomy places the organism in Eukaryota, Fungi, Ascomycota, Sordariomycetes, Xylariales, Xylariaceae.